This is a messenger RNA of Carassius carassius (crucian carp), 3485 nucleotides long. Its product is annotated as NLR family CARD domain-containing protein 3-like. The record is from RefSeq and is a predicted model, not a curated record. The transcript has 8 exons. Bases 314 to 2989 code for a protein of 891 amino acids. Gene Ontology annotation, molecular function: protein binding. Gene Ontology annotation, biological process: regulation of apoptotic process. Lineage: Eukaryota; Metazoa; Chordata; Actinopteri; Cypriniformes; Cyprinidae.
CACAAUAUAUCAGGUGACUUGGAGAAGAAAACGGGCCACAGAGUAUUUCAUAUUUCAGACACCAAAAAUGUUUUACUGUAGCGAUGAAUAAACGUGUCAUUUAGUAGUAGUCUACACAUAAUCCAUAAAGUUUCGGAUUUGACAAGAUGUGAGUUGAUCACAAUAGGUUUACUGUAUCGCACAGGACAGUUUCACUUUCAGCAGCUGUUAAAUCAGUGAGAGUCUACCGAAGUGUGGGAAUAAUGCGUGUAACCAUGUUAGGCUUUAAUUAGGGGUCCCCAAAUGCCCCCCAUAAUCGGGAACUUUUAAAGUGAUGGAUGUUGGACCCUGUAGCGCAGAGAUUCAACAGCGUCGUGUGGAGCUGGUGGAGGACUACAGCAAACACCUGACACGCCUUCUAGACGUCCUGUUUAAUGUGGGUGCAGUGACCGAGGAGGACCUCAGUCUUAUUAGAGGUUCAGCUGUUUUGGGUGAGCGAGAAUGUAUGAGAGUUCUGCUGGAUGUGUUACAUGGGAGAGGAGAAGAAUCAUGCAGGGCUUUUCUUUACAUACUACCAAGUGUUCAAGAUGAGACCACCAAACUAGGACAGGCCAACAGGCAAGAGCAUCUAAAAAAACACAAGGACAUAUUGGCCAGACAGCAUGGCCUCUUGGACUAUCUCAGCAUCAGAGGACAGACUUUGGGACAGGAUCAGACCGGGUGCUGGACUGAUAUCACCUUCUCAAGACAAGCUGGUUAUGCAUCGUCUUCUCAACGCCGACAUGAGUCAGCAGGAGUCGGGGAUGCUUUCAGGACACAUGCAGAUGAGAUCUGCAUUUUCAAGGACGUUUAUGAGAAUCUGCUGUGCAGCCCAGCAAGUGGUGUGAACAUGCUGUCAGGAGUUGCUGGAAGUGGGAAAACCACGGUUGUGAGACGCCUGGUGCGAGAGUGGGCUGCAGAAACCAACUUGUCUAAGAUUAUCCUAUCUCUGUCCUUUCGUGAGUUGAACCUCAUAACUCAAGAGCAGAGCUUGCAGGACCUGCUCUUGGAUCACUACAUCCAUCUGAAACCUUUCCUGCAUGAGUUACUGAACUCAAACCCAACCCAGUUUUUACUCAUCUUAGAUGGUCUGGAUGAGUUCUGCUACCCUCUUAAUUUUGAACACACUCCCAAGUGUUCGGAUCCUGAGCGUGUGCAACCUAUACAAUCCAUUGUGGUGAACCUAAUCAAAGGCAAUCUGCUUCCAGGAGUGUCCAUUUUCCUAACUUCCAGACCUCACGCGGUCUCCAAAGUUCCUCCAGUUCUGGUCAGCCAGUUUUACAGUCUGCUCGGUUUCUCUGUAGCUCAGCAGAAGCAGUACUUUGAGCAGAACUGCAGUUCUCCUGAGGCUGCCGAUGCAGUGUGGGCUUCAGUGUCGUCCCAUAAGCCCCUUCUACUCAUGUGCCACAUUCCCGCGUUUUGUUGGAUUGUGUCCACUGCUUUGCAUGAUGGCGGCUCCUUCCUUUGUCCUGAUUCUAUAAGUGCCAAGCCAGGAAACAAAGAAGGCCUUGGGGAAACCAACCAACCAAACUCUUCAUUGGGAUCUUCUGAGGAGAACUCAAAACCAGUCACAAUCUCUGGAAUCUACUGCUGCUUUGUUAAAUCUGUCUUGCUAUUCCAUGUGCAAGGGCGUAGCGAGGGCUCCCAUCACACCAGGCUUCAGCACGCCCCUCAUGUCCUUGGGGAAAUGCAGCCAAUCCUCAAAAGCCUGGGAGCUAUGGCCUUCAAAGGCCUCCUGGAGAGACGGUUCAUCUUUGAAAGCUCUGAUUUGAACUCUUUUAAUCUGGAUAGCACCAAACUCUCACAGGUGUUCCUCUCGGAGAUACUUAAAGAGGAUCGAGCGUCUCUCACCUUUGAAAAGGGCUUUCAUUUUAUCCACACUAGCGUGCAGGAGUUUCUUGCUGCCCUGUACUAUGUUCUCCAGUCAAUCUCAGGAUCAGAUCCAUUUUCAGGCCUCAAACCAAGCACAGGCCGCUACCUUCAAUCUGCAUUUAAGCAAAUGGCAUCAGCUGUUAACAAAUUCAGCAGACCGCAGCAUCUCUUCCGCAGACGUAUUAAGAAGGCCCUUCACUAUGGUGAACGACAUCAGUCUGGACACAUGGAUCUUUUCUGCAGGUUUGUAAGUGGCCUGCUGGUUCCUAGAACACGUCUCAUUCUAAAUGGAUUUUUCCCUGAUGGGCCCAAGAUGCAUCUGCUCCGUUGCCACCCAUCUCCAGACCCGACUCCACCUUUCCUCCUUCAUCUCUUACACUCCCAACUCCAGAGCUCCACCCUCAGCCCGGAGAGGCAGGUCAAUGUUUGUCACUGUCUAUAUGAGGCCCAGGACCCUGGUUUGUCACAGCGGCUACAGAGUUGGAUGAAGGUUCUUUCACAGCAGACCUCAGAUCAGUCCGAUUCGGUAAACAGGGACUGGAGCGAGCUGGCUUUCCUGUUACAGCUCAAUCCAGAUCUGCAGGUUUUGAAUUUAGAUGCUCAAGGACUUGAUGCUCAAGGACUAUACCAGCUCCUACCAGUCCUUCCUCUCUUCUCAACACUCAGCCUGGGCCAGAAUCCUCUUGGGUCAGAGGGAGCAUCUGUGUUAUCCCUUGUUCUGAGAAACCCAGAUUGUUGCAUUCAGAGGCUUUGGGUGGUUGCAACAGGGCUUGGUUGUGAAGGUCUGAAGAUCCUUGUAGAAGCGCUGAAAGAAAACCAUACUGUGACUGAUCUCAGAAUGGCCAUCAAUAAAAUUGGAGAUGUUGGAGCUGGUUAUCUUGCAGACUUGCUGAGGACGAAUCGCACACUGACGGAUAUCAGACUUCGUGACAACCUAGUGACAGACAAAGGAGCAGAAGUCCUCAUGGCUGCCCUGAAAGAGAACACUACAUUAGAGUAUCUGUGGUUGUUUGACAACAAGUUUACCAAAGAUGGUGUCAAGAAACUUAAAGAAUUUGCAAAUACCAGACCAAACCUUGACAUUAAAGUUUGCAUCUGACCCACAACCAACAAACCAGUGGAGUAGCCCCCUAAAACAUCAUUUGCAUUGCAGAACUGGUUCAUUUUCACUCACAUUUUAUUCAUACAUUAGUUUACAUAUUGGUACAAUUGCUCUGAUAUAAAACUUUUAAUACAUAUUAGAUUGUUAAAUGAAUAGCUCACCCCAAAGGAAAAAAUUGCUGAAAAUGCAUUAAACCAGGGUUGCCAACUCUCACGCAUCUGGCAAGUAAUCCAAACAGUCCAUCAAGUCUCGUGAAGCGAAAAGCAGGAUGCUUGUAAGAAACAAAUCCGUCAUUACGGUGUGUUUACACUAUAAACAACUAUUUCUUUAACCACUCAGGCUAUACUGCCCUCUGCUGGACUUUUAAGGAGCUGUCAUUUGUAUGACAUUGAAUUGCAUAUAUUUUGUGAAAGAACUGCUAUCUUUUUAUUUGAAAAUCUGUUGCAGCUUUAGUUAAACCCAAAACAGUCAGGUUUGAUUGAAGCUGUGUGUU